This is a messenger RNA of Cylicostephanus goldi, 255 nucleotides long. Lineage: Eukaryota; Metazoa; Nematoda; Chromadorea; Rhabditida; Strongylidae. The record is from the annotation of a GenBank genome assembly.
AUGCAGUCCCGAUUUGCUUUGGAAUGCGUCGCGGGUUGCUACACCAUCUGUUGUUCAAGCUCUCUUUGGUGGUGUAACCAUUGUUUUGGGUGGAGAUUGGUGCUAAUUUUUACCUGUCAUACAAGGUGCAACACGUUAGCAGGAGAUUUGAGGAUGAGCGAUGAGGAUGAAGGAUACGCAAAACGGCUUCUUUUUGUGGUUACUGGUCAGAACUUCUAUAAUGGCGAUAACAUCUUGUUACCUUCAUGUGCAUGA